This is a messenger RNA of Myzus persicae (green peach aphid), 3517 nucleotides long. RefSeq lists its product as uncharacterized. The record is from RefSeq and is a predicted model, not a curated record. The transcript is spliced from 2 exons. The coding region runs from base 2126 to 2713 and encodes 195 amino acids. Lineage: Eukaryota; Metazoa; Arthropoda; Insecta; Hemiptera; Aphididae.
UCCACGUAAAUAGGUUAUAAUAUAUUAAUAACUUUAUUCACAAUAAUAGCAUCAAAUAUACUUAGUAAUAUCAUAGGUAGGCUGACUGACCCUCUUCGCCCAGAAUCGAUUUUCUUAUACAAUGAUAUUAUAUCAUUGGAUUCAAAUUUAAUACAAUCCUUUACAGUGACUCACUAGUAACAUACUGUACAGCAGAGCGACACCCACUUACCAACCCUUUUUAAAUUUGUAUUUAGAUACAUUAUGUUUACAUUAUUAAAUUUAUUUAUUUAUUUAUUUUUGAAAUAGGCCUAUAGCAACCUGUAAAAUCAAAGUUGAAGAUCUAAACAUUGUUUCUCUAUAAAUCAUAUUAUUGUUAAAUCAAACAUUUAUGCCUUUGCUCAGAAUCCAAAAUCUUUAGCUGCCUAAUAAAUAAAUGAAAUAUAACAAUAUGUAAACAAAUUAAAUGAAUAAUUUUUUCAAUUUUGUGUUAAAUUGAUAUUACACAAAUAUGAUGGAUGGAACUUUUAAUUUGGUUAAUGGUUUUCUCAAAAAUGUAUUAUAAUAUUUAGUAAUAUUAUUUAAAAGCUUUAUGACAAAUUAUCUAACAAACAUCGCGUGACGUUUUAAACAUUUAAACUACCCAUUUCACAUAAUAUUAGUGUACAACAUACAUGAUACAUGUAUACAAAUACAUUUAUAUUAACAAUACAAAGCUAUAUACAGCGUGUUCAACAAUUUAGGGAACACUGAAUUUUUCAACUGGAUUAUAUUGGAAUAAAACAAUUUUUAUUUUACAAGUUAGUAGUAUAUAAAUACACAUUUUUAGAUAAAUUUCAAAUUUUUAACCAUUGUGGUAUGCACAUGCGCAAUACAACUGUAUUUUUUUAAAUAACAACCAGUAUUUUCUAACCAUUCAAUCAUCAAUAAAAAUCGAUUACAACAGUUAUUUAAAAAAAUAUAAAGGUUUUAAAUGAUAAGAUAAUCUUAAUUGGCACAGUUAUUCAAAUAAUUUUGUAUUAGGUAAUUAUAAGUUAAAUUAUGUUAAUCUUGUUUAUAGCGUGUAAAAAUAUUCAAAAAGUAACCAAUAAUAAUAAAUAACUAUAAAUGCUUCAUGCAUUUUUAUGAAUGAUAAAAAUUUAUGAUUUAUCAAAAUUAAAAUGGCUCUUAUUCAGUGAAUUUUGGUUUUAGAGCCAUGUUUGUCAUUAUAUGUUAAAAUGACUCAAAAACUUUCAGUCUAUCCGAAUUUAGUAUCGAAAAUACCGGUUGCUAUUUGAAAAAAUACAGUUGUAUUGCUCAUGUGUGUACCACGAGGGUUAAAAAUUUGAAAUUUAUCUAAAAAUAUAUAUUUAUAUACAACUAACUUGCAAAAAAAAAAUUGUUUUAUUCCAAUAUAAUCCAUCCGGGAAAUUCAGUGCUCCCUAAAUUGGCGAACACACUGUAUAUAUUUUAAUUCACAACAAUAUACAUACACAAAAAAAAUUAUAAUAAAAAAAAACCACAUAAUUGAAAAAUCAUUCUGCUUUUAAAAAAUCAUUUCAAAAGUAUUACUGGCUACUGCUGUAUAAUUCAUUUUAAUCCUUUUAAUAAAUUUAAAUACAUAAUACAUAAUAUACUAAUAUUAAAAACUAUUUUAUUAUUAAUUAGGUUCAAAAAUCUGUUGAUUAAGUAUAGAUUUUAUAAUAAAAGAUAUUCAUAAGUAGUUGAGUAAGGCUCCUACUAUAAUAUCAAGUAGUAAUAUAAGAAUACAUUUGGCUGUUGAUAAGUAGUCGAGUAAGGCUCCUACUAUAAUAUCAAGUAGUAAUAUAAGGAUACAUUUGACUAUUUAUAAGUAGUCGAGUAAGGCUCCUACUAUAAUAUCAAGUAGUAAUAUAAGGAUACAUUUGACUAUUUAUAAGUAGUCGAGUAAGGCUCCUACUAUAAUAUCAAGUAGUAAUAUAAGGAUACAUUUGACUAUUUAUAAGUAGUCGAGUAAGGCUCCUACUAUAAUAUCAAGUAGUAAUAUAAGGAUACAUUUGACUAUUUAUAAGUAGUCGAGUAAGGCUCCUACUAUAAUAUCAAGUAGUAAUAUAAGGAUACAUUUGACUAUUUAUAAGUAGUCGAGUAAGGCUCCUAUUAUAAAAGUUAAAGUAAAUUAAAUUUUAAAAUGAGUGUAUUAAAAAACGUGGGAAAAAUAGCCAAUUUCAUUCAACAAAAAUAUCCUACAUUGGAAUUUGGCAACAUAAGUGUUUCUAAUGAGGCGAUAAGUGACAUUUGUAUUGUAAUAUUAAAGAAAGACAAUUGCAAAAAAGCUAAAAAAAAAAAUUUAGUUAUGGCAUUGAAUAAUCCUAAUUCAGCUCUGAGAAAAUUUUUAGUUAGUAAUUCAGAUGAUAAGUUACACUUCCAUAAUAUACUCCAAGACAAUGGUUAUUCAAAAAAUGAUUUUUGUACUUAUCAAACAGAGGUUGUUAACUCUAUUUGUAAAAUGUUAAAAAUGAAUUGUAGCCGUAAAAAUCAACACAGAAUAUUUCAGCGUUGUCAAGAGAGUUUUCAAGAAAAUGAAAUUUCUGGUAGUCCUAAAGAAUUAUCUCAAAAAGAAACUACUAUGUUAGGUCAAGUAAAUGAACUAAAUGAGAGUACUACAGUGUGUGUAAAGAGAAAAUUGUUAAUCGAAGGUUCUCCUCAAAAAGAAAACAAUAAUACAUCUGAUUUAAUUGUAGAUGAGAUACCCCAUAUAUGUUGUAUGGCUCUAUAAUUGUUUGUAACAAACCAGAAGAAAAUGGCCAUAAUAACAAUAAGGUUUCGAUUAAAGCAAUCAAUGUCAAUGAGGAAAUGUUAACCACCCCUAAGCGUAGAUCAAAUGUUUCAUUUACUGGAGAUUUGUUUACCCCAGAAAAGAGAUUUAAAUCUAUCUCUGUUUGUAACACACCAGAAGCAGAUCUUAAAGCGUUGCCAAAGAACUCAAAUAAUGUAUAUCCCUUAUAAGUAAGGUCAUUCAAUAAAAUGAAAAAUGUAUUGUGUUACAAAAAGUGUAAUUUUGUGGAAUGAAUUAUUAGUUUACUUGAUGAAGAAUUUAAGCACAUAGUUGAUAACUCAAUGGAAAAAAAUAAUGUUUGUUCAAAUGAAAUAAACGAUUUGUUACGUGAAAAAUUUGAAACUGUAAAUAACUCUUGUGUAUUGACUAUCUAGAAUAAAAAUAUUACCAAGAAAGGUUUAACAUGUUAUGGUAUAUGUCGACAUGAAUCUUGUAAGCAGUUUAAACUUGUGGUGGAGAAAAAAUCAAAAGAUUUUUCUGCACGAAUAACAGUUCUGAGUAACAGUCACAAUUACAGCCACUAUGGUAAACUGACUACAUUCUUGAAAGGAAAAAAUCGACAAAUACAAAAACAAAUGUCAAAGUACUGCCCACCGAUGAGUUUACGUCAAAAAUAUAUUUUAAAAGCAUCUCCUAGUAAUCUAAAGCGUUUUAACUUGUGUAACAUUAGGUCUGAUCGUGUAUAUUAUAAGGUGUCUCACGAGCAAAAGAGUCUUGAUGAUAGGGCAGCUGACGACAGGGUUG